AUGGUUCUAGGUGUGUUUCUGGGGCUUGUUCUCGCAUGUCUGCUUCUCCUUUCACUAUGGAGGCAGAACUCUCAGAGAAGAAAGCUUCCUCCUGGCCCCACUCCUCUCCCAAUCAUUGGAAAUAUUCUUCAGGUGGAUCUUAAGAACAUCAGCAAAUCACUGAGGGAUCUUUCAAAAGUCUAUGGUCCUGUGUUCACUUUGUACCUGGGCAGCAAGCCUGCUGUGGUGUUGCAUGGGUAUGAAGUUGUGAAGGAAGCUUUGAUAGACCAUGGAGAAGAGUUUUCUGGAAGAGGAAGCCUCCCAGCGGUUGACAAAAUUAAGAAAGGCCUUGGAAUUAUUUUUAGCAAUGGAAAGAACUGGAAAGAGACAAGACGCUUCUCACUCAUGACUCUGAGGAACUUUGGGAUGGGGAAGAGAAGCAUUGAGGAGCGUGUUCAAGAGGAAGCUCGCUGUCUCGUAGAGGAGCUGAGGAAAACCAACGGUGCACCAUGCGAUCCCACCUUCAUCCUGGGCUGUGCUCCCUGCAAUGUCAUCUGCUCCAUUAUUUUCCAGAAUCGUUUUAAUUAUAAAGAUCAGGAUUUUCUUAACUUGAUCAACAUUUUAAAUGAAAAUGCCAAUAUUUUGAGUUCCCCUUGGAUGCAGGUUUGCAAUAAUUUUCCUGUUAUCACUGAUUAUCUACCAGGGAGCCAUGCUAAAUUACUUAAAAAUUUCACAUUCUUAAAACAUUAUUGUUUGGAAAAAGUUAAAGAACACCAAGAAUCACUGGAUAUUAAUAAUCCUCGGGACUUCAUUGAUUGUUUCCUGAUCAAAAUGGAGCAGGAAAAACACAACUCAAACGUCGAGUGCACUUACGAUAACUUUGCAGUCACCACAUCUGAUCUGUUUGCUGCUGGGACAGAGACGACAAGCACAACACUGAGGUACUCUUUGCUGCUCCUGCUCAAGCACCCAGAAGUCACAGCCAAAGUCCAGGAAGAGAUUGACCAUGUGAUUGGUAGAAACAGAAGCCCCUGCAUGCAGGACAGGACUCACAUGCCCUACACUGAUGCUGUGUUGCAUGAGAUUCAGAGAUACAUUGACCUCGUUCCUACCAGCCUGCCCCAUGCAACGACCUCUGAAAUUAAGUUCAGAAAUUAUCUCAUUCCCAAGGGUACCACUGUAAUAACAUCACUGACAUCUGUGCUGAAUGAUGACAAAGAAUUCCCCAACCCAGAAAGGUUUGAUCCUGGUCACUUUCUGGAUGAGAAUGGCAAGUUUAAGAAAAGUGACUACUUUUUUCCUUUCUCAGCAGGAAAACGGAUUUGUGUAGGAGAGGGCCUGGCCCGAAUGGAGCUAUUUUUAUUCCUGACCACCAUUUUGCAGAACUUUCAUCUGGAAUCUCCAGUUGACCCAAAAGACCUUGAUACCACCCCAGUUGUCAGUGGUCUUAUUGCUGUGCCACCCAAGUUCCAGAUUUGCUUCAUCCCAGUCUGA
This is a messenger RNA of Cricetulus griseus (Chinese hamster), 1473 nucleotides long. The record is from RefSeq and is a predicted model, not a curated record. Lineage: Eukaryota; Metazoa; Chordata; Mammalia; Rodentia; Cricetidae.